Messenger RNA from Diabrotica balteata, 1584 nucleotides. The record is from the annotation of a GenBank genome assembly. NCBI's taxonomy places the organism in Eukaryota, Metazoa, Arthropoda, Insecta, Coleoptera, Chrysomelidae.
GACCACAAAAUGGAUGAUCAAUGACAGCAAACUUACGUGUAGAUUUUAUAAAAGUUAGUAAAUAAUAAUGAUAAUAUAUUGUUUGCAUAUAGUUAAAUGCAGUAUGUGAUUUUCUGAAGAAGUUAAGAGGUUAUAUCACAUUCCAGUUGUUCAGAGCACUUUGUAGAGAUAUACACCUUUAAACAUGUCGUGUUCAGCGAUAUAUAUUUUAGAUGUAAAAGGAAAAGUUUUAAUCUCUAGGAACUAUAGGGGCGAUAUAGACCUAGGUGUAAUAGAAAAGUUUAUGCCUUUGUUAAUGGAAAAAGAAGAAGAAGGACUUCUAACUCCAAUUUUACAAAUCCCUGAAUGCACCUUCUCAUAUAUUAAAACCAACAAUCUAUAUAUAGUAAGCACUACGAAGAAAAAUGGUAAUAUCGCUCUUGUAUUUGUAUUUUUACAUAAAAUUGUUCAAGUUAUGACUGAAUAUUUUAAAGAAUUAGAAGAAGAAAGUAUCAGAGAUAAUUUUGUUGUUAUUUAUGAGUUGUUGGACGAACUUUUAGACUUUGGCUAUCCUCAAACAACUGAUAGCAAAAUUCUUCAAGAAUACAUCACUCAAGAAGGUCAUAAACUGGAGAUACAACCAAGAAUUCCUGUAGCUGUUACAAAUGCAGUUUCAUGGCGUUCUGAGGGAAUAAAAUACAGGAAAAAUGAAGUAUUCUUAGAUGUAAUAGAGUCAGUAAAUCUUUUAGCAAGUGCAAAUGGCAAUGUAUUAAGAAGUGAAAUAGUGGGAGCAAUAAAAAUGAGAGUGUAUCUUUCUGGUAUGCCUGAACUGAGAUUAGGUCUCAAUGAUAAAGUAUUAUUCGAGAGUACAGGGCGUGGUAAAUCUAAAUCUGUAGAGUUAGAUGAUGUUAAAUUCCAUCAAUGUGUAAGAUUAUCAAGAUUUGAAAUAGACAGAACAAUCUCUUUUAUUCCACCAGAUGGUGAAUUUGAAUUAAUGUCUUAUCGUUUGAAUACACAUGUUAAACCAUUAAUUUGGAUUGAGUCUGUUAUAGAAAGACAUGCCCAUAGCAGAGUGGAGUACAUGAUUAAAGCUAAAUCUCAAUUCAAGAGACGUUCUACUGCUAACAAUGUUGAAAUAAUCAUUCCAGUGCCACAUGAUGCAGAUUCUCCAAAGUUCAAAACCACCAUUGGCAGUGUCAAGUAUGCCCCUGAACAAAAUGCCAUAACUUGGAGUAUCAAAUCAUUCCCAGGGGGUAAGGAGUAUUUGAUGAGGGCUCACUUUGGUUUACCUAGCGUUGAAUGUGAAGAUACUGAGGGUAAACCACCUAUUCAAGUCAAAUUUGAAAUUCCGUAUUUUACAACUUCUGGAAUACAAGUCAGAUACUUGAAGAUUAUUGAAAAGAGUGGGUAUCAAGCUCUACCAUGGGUGAGAUAUAUUACACAGAAUGGAGACUACCAGUUACGUACUAAUUAAGCAUUGUUAUUGUACUUUUUUGCUUUUUACGUUAGAAUAUAUAUUUUUACUUAUACUUUUAUUUGUAGGGUCUUAUAAAACUUUGUACUAUGUAGCACAAUAUUCAGUUAAUAUAUUUUAAAAUAAACAUU